Messenger RNA from Cimex lectularius (bed bug), 1050 nucleotides. RefSeq names its product serine protease SP24D-like. Bases 108 to 1037 code for a protein of 309 amino acids. Gene Ontology annotation, molecular function: serine-type endopeptidase activity. Gene Ontology annotation, biological process: proteolysis. Lineage: Eukaryota; Metazoa; Arthropoda; Insecta; Hemiptera; Cimicidae. The record is from RefSeq and is a predicted model, not a curated record. The transcript has a single exon.
AACAUGUGAUUGUUAAUUUAGAAAAAAUGGAGCACAUUCUUCUUAUGUAGGAAGGAUUAAGUUGUGAAAUUGAAAUUAGAGCAGUUUUUCUCAAAUUGCUGUAUAAUAUGAGGCUUGUCGCUAACACAAUCUUUUGUUUGGCUUUUCUGUUUGACAAUGUCGUAUCGCAGGAUGACGCUGGAAAAGACUUAGGGGAUGGCGACUUAAAAAUAAUAGGGGGUCAGUAUGCGAGCAAAGGUGAAUUUCCAUACACCGUCGCCCUGAAGAGUCAUGCGAGAUGCGGAGGGACGCUGGUGAAGCUGGAUGCGAUCAUAACGGCCGCAAGUUGUUUUUAUAACGGAGAUCAAAAAGUCGAAGCGUCGACUGUAACGGUAAUAGCGGGUGCUUUGAGCAUCGCGGAUCCAAAAGAGACGGGCUAUCAGGAGUCGAAAUUAGCCCGUUUCAAAACGCACGAAAAAUACACGGGGAAAGGCAGUGGACACGACAUAGCGAUAGGCGCUCUCGAAAAAGCGUUCGUUCAAAGCGCAAAUGUGAAAACUGCGGUCUAUGCUUCGAGUAAACCGGAAGGCCUAAAAGACGCCUUGUACACUAUCAUCGAGGAAGACACUUCUUGCGUCGGAUUGGGCUGGGGCAACACAGGCGCUUUCGUCUCAGAUGAAGUGUCAGGGGGUGCAGAAAGCUUGAAAAUGGUCGAAAUGAGAGUACUUCCUCAACGCGAAUGUCGUACUGCCCCGGGCAUGGAAGCUAACGAGGUUUGCAUCGCGACAAGAAGAUCUGCGGACAAGGGCAUAACUGAUGGCGAUGCUGGCACUACAUUUGCAUGCCAGGGCAAAUUCUUCGGCUUGAACAAAGGGCCUUCCAAAUACAAGAUCGACCAGAAAGAGUACGAAGGUGCCAUCGUCACGGUGAUCUGGCCGUACGUCAAUUAUUUCGGCUUGGAAUUAAAUGUCGCCACUUCUUACUUACACGAACACACAUUUAAUCUCGUCCUGUUUUCAUUUAUUUUCGUCACUACAAUCAAUCGGGUAAUACACUAACAUAAAUGCUUUA